This is a messenger RNA of Colletotrichum acutatum, 843 nucleotides long. Its product is annotated as glutathione S-transferase. Gene Ontology annotation, cellular component: cytoplasm. The transcript has a single exon. The coding region runs from base 1 to 843 and encodes 280 amino acids. NCBI's taxonomy places the organism in Eukaryota, Fungi, Ascomycota, Sordariomycetes, Glomerellales, Glomerellaceae. The record is from RefSeq and is a predicted model, not a curated record.
AUGGCAAAUGUGGACACAUCAAUCGGCGCCCGUGCCACGGGUGCCGCAGCCGACUUCGCAGCAAAACACUCGGAAGAGCACCCAUUGAAGCUCUACGGCGGCUGGUUCUGCCCCUUUGUCCAGCGAUCAUGGAUCGUCCUCCACGAAAAACAGAUUCCCCACCAGUACAUCGAGAUCAACCCGUACAAGAAGGACCCUGACUUCCUCAAGAUGAACCCUCGGGGGCUGGUCCCGACCCUGGCCGUCCCUGUGGAUGUGAAGGGCAACGAGCAACGACCGCUCUACGACAGCAUUGUGGUUUCCGAGUACCUUGAGGAAGCAUACGCCGGGAACAACUAUGGACCACAUCUUCUCCCGGAGGCGGCGUAUGAUCGCGCGAGAUGCAGGCUGUGGAUCGAUCACAUCAACUCUCGCGUCGUGCCGGCAUUUUACAAAUUUAUUCAACACACUCCAGAAAAGGAAUACAGUAUUGAAAAAGCACGUGAGGAGUUCUUGGGUCACAUCAAGACAUUUACUGCACAAAUGGAUCCCGAAGGUCCCUGGUUUCUGGGCAAGACGUUCAGUCUCGUGGAUGUGAUGAUAGCCCCUUGGGCCAUGCGCCUGUUCCUAUUCGAUCAUUACAAGCCAGGAGGACUUGGCAUCCCCUCUGAAGGGGAGGGUGGCGAUGAUGAGGCGGUAUGGAAGAGGUGGAGGCAAUGGUACGAUGCUAUCAAGGAGAGGCAAAGCAUAAAGGAUACGCUUAGUGACGGGGAUGCCUAUAUUGAGGUGUACAAGCGGUACGCCGAGGACAGGACCAACUCGGGGGUGGGACAGGCAACAAGAGGUGGAGGAAAGCUGCCUUGA